Messenger RNA from Camellia sinensis, 974 nucleotides. Lineage: Eukaryota; Viridiplantae; Streptophyta; Magnoliopsida; Ericales; Theaceae. The record is from RefSeq and is a predicted model, not a curated record.
GAAGUCUUGUGUACUGACUUGUAUUUUUUUGAGUAUAAAUACUUAUCUUAGGUGUUUGCAAUUGUAACCCUUGAAAGCAAUGGCAUCAUCAAAAGCAAAGGGGUUAGGGAGUUCACUGAGCAUUCAAGAGCUUGCCAAACAGCCCAUGCUUGGCAUCCCAGAGCGCUAUGUUCGUUUAGAUAAUGAACCUUCAUCAAUUCUCUCAGAAGAUGCCACUUCUCUCCAAAUGAUUCCUAUCGUUGACAUGCAACAAUUACUUAGGGAUGACGCAACAGAUUUUAAACUAGAGAAGUUGCACGCCGCAUGCAAAGAAUGGGGUAUCUUUCAGUUGGUAAACCAUGGAGUUAGCUCUUUACUAGUGGAGAAACUGAAAUAUGAAAUUGAAGAAUUCUACAUGCUUCCUUCUGAAGAGAAAAUGAGAUUCAAGAUACAGCCAGGUGAUGUUGAAGGGUAUGGACAAACCAAAUCAAUGGAAGAAGAUCAAAAAGUUGAUUGGGCAGAUAGGUUUUUUAUGUUCGUCAACCCUGUCCAUAGAAGGAAGGCCCACCUACUUCCAGAGCUCCCUUCUUCACUUAGGGAAACCUUGGAGUCUUACAUAUCAGAGUUGCAAAAACUUGCAAUGACACUUUUUGGAUUGAUGGAAAAAGCUCUAAAGAUUAACAAGGGAGAGAUAGAGGAGAUGUUUGAUGAUGGAACGCAAUCAGUGAGGAUGACAUACUAUCCUCCAUGUCCCCAACCUGAAAUGGUGAUGGGCCUUACGCCUCACUCCGAUGCUACCGGCAUCACCAUCCUUCUACAAGUCAAUGGAGUUGAAGGCUUCCAAAUUAAAAAAGAUGGGAUUUGGAUUCCUGUGAAUUUCCUUCCAGAUGCAUUUGUUGUUAAUGUAGGCGACAUUCUAGAGGUCUGUUUACCAUUCUCUCUCUAUCAUUUUCGAAACUCUUUACGUUGAAUAUUUCUGUUUCACACAUGGUAGG